AUGUUCCUCGUCUUGGAGUACUGUGCUGGUGGGGACCUCUCGCACCACAUCAGGCGCGGUGGGGCGGUGAAAGAGGCAGCUGCGAGGCACUUCAUGCGGCAGCUGGGAGCAGGGCUGCAGGUGCUACGCGCAAACAAUUUGAUUCACAGAGACUUGAAACCACAGAACCUCCUGCUCUCUGAGCGCACUUCUGCUGCAGUGCUCAAAAUCGCAGACUUUGGAUUCGCCAGGUCGCUGCAGCCACAGGGCCUGGCGGAAACACUGUGCGGUUCCCCCCUGUACAUGGCGCCAGAGAUUCUGCAGUGCCAGCGAUACGACGCCAAGGCGGACUUGUGGAGUGUGGGCGCCAUUCUGUUUGAACUUGUUGUGGGGCGACCUCCCUUUGGCGGCCAGAAUCAUGUGCACCUGCUGCAGAACAUAAAAAGAAGCGAGGCGAGGGUUCCGCGUGACAUUGCUGCCACUCUCUCCGACGACUGUCUCGGGCUCAUCCGCUCUCUGCUCAAGCGGAACCCCGUGGAGCGAUUGUCGUUUGAACAGUUCUUCAACCAUCCGUUCCUUGGCUUAGCAAGUUCCCCACAGUCGAUCUGGCAACCACCAGCCUCCUUCACCAAUCCAGCUGCUCAGACCGAACCUCCGGCACUCCAUACCGAACCUUCACCGUACUCCGCCGAACCUCCGCCAUCCUCCGCCGAACCUCCGCCUCCGCCACAGAGUUCCAGGCGUCCUCCGGCUGUUCCUGCCCCUUCAAAUCCUGCUAGUGCCACAGCCCCUUUGGCUCUUGCUGCUUCUCCUGGUGCAGAGGGGGUUGCGCCUGGUCCUCCAAUCUUUCCAUCCCUUACUCCCCCUCCUUAUACCCCCCCGCCUCCCCCUUCCCUUACUCCCCCUGCCCCUGUUCCCCCGCUUCCCCCUCCCCUUCCCCCCCCUGCCUUGCCUGCCCCCCGCACUUCCCCAUCAUCCGCCCCACCUUCUUCCCCUUAUCGCUCCGUUUCCCCACACCUUCCCCCGGGCCCCUCGCUUCCUGCUGCUUCUAUCCCUGUUUCAGCUGCCACUGUAAAUAAUGCUGUGUCUGGUGCUGUUAGGGGGGAUUCGUAUAAGGAGGAUAGUGAUCCAUGGGGGGUGGUUGCUGUGGGUGGUGGUAAUGUUGAGGGCGGGGGAGGGAGUGGGGGAGAGGAUGGAGGGGGCGGCACGGACUCGUUCGAGAUGCUCGAGGGGGACUAUGUGGUCGUGGACCAUCCAUCCGAACCCUCUCUCUCUCUGUCCGCCGACCAAUCUGCCAACAACCCAUCUCUCUGCCAGUCCCAACAGGGGGUUUGUCAAGGCAGCAAGGCAGCAGAAGCACCACUAGCAAUCCGAACCACUGCGAUCCAAACCAGCGCAAUUGCUGCCGCUGCUGCGGCGGCUCCUUCACCACUCCCCACCGCACCAUCCCCCGCAGCACCACUCCCCACUGCACCAUCCCUCACUGCACCCCUCUCCACCGCACCACGCUCCGGCUUGGCUCUGGCUGUUAGCCUUGGCACGCCUCGCACAUCCUCCCUCACCCCUCCUCCGCCUGCCAGCCUCUGCAGCCCAGCAGCAGCCAGCGUAAGCAUUGGUGCGCCUGUGCCAGCACAUAGUGCUGCUGCCGCUGUGGGCUCAGACCAGCCAGGAGCUGCUCUAGCUGAAGGGAUGGAAGGCCACGUCGUGCUGGGUGGGAGCCCGAGCACAGGAGCAACAUUUCAACGUGAAGUACUGAGGGAAAAACCACAGCAGCAGGGGCAGGAGCAGGAGCAGGAGCAGGUGUUUCAGCUGCAGCAUCCUCAGGAGCGGAUUGCCUUUCUCAGGCAAAGCGGGUGCUACAUUGCAGAAAUUGCUGCGAGCAAGCUGGAAGCAGCAGCGCCGCUUGCCUCGCUCUCCCUCCACCUGGUCGCUCUUGCAGUGUGGAAGGAGGCUCUCACCCUCUCCCACGAAUGGGCUGCCACCAGUGCCACCAGCACCACCAGCGCCACCAGUGAUACUUAUAACGGUGGUGCUUAUAGUGGUGAUGCUUAUAAUGGGGGUGCUUAUAGCGGUUCUGGAGGAAUGAUUCCAGUGCGCAGGAGCAGCAGCGUGGGGGGCCAUGGGGGCAGUAUGGGGGGGCAUGGGGGCAGCAUGGGCGCCCAUGGGGGUGGGGAGGAGGCAGCAGCAGCGAUGGCGUGUGACUUGGUGGAAGCAGAGUUCCUGGCAGCUGUGGAGGCAGCUGAAGUGGUUGCUGCUGCUGUUGACAGGGACGACCCAUCCCCUGUGCCGGAUGCUCUGGAAAUCAUUUAUCAAACUGCCCUCAUUGCUGGUCGCUCCGCUGCUGUGAGUGUGCCUUUCCUCUUUCCCGUCCUGCCUAUGCCACUUACGAGAAAUCUCAAACGACGGCUUUUUUUAGGCACCUCAGAAUUCUGCUGUUGUGAGGCAGCUCAAAGCUCUCCCCUCUCUCUUCCGCAGGUUCUUCUCGGCUUUAUCCUUGACUCGGCAUCUUCAGCAGCAGCCUACACACACCCCCUUCUUUCCGCUCUGUAUCCCUCCCCCUCCCACUGUUUUAUCUCCAUCUUUCCCCGCAGGUGGAGGAGUUGA
This is a messenger RNA of Closterium sp. Yama58-4, 2583 nucleotides long. The record is from the annotation of a GenBank genome assembly. NCBI's taxonomy places the organism in Eukaryota, Viridiplantae, Streptophyta, Zygnematophyceae, Desmidiales, Closteriaceae.